This is a messenger RNA of Microplitis mediator, 1503 nucleotides long. RefSeq names its product adenylate kinase 8. Gene Ontology annotation, molecular function: nucleoside diphosphate kinase activity; AMP kinase activity; ATP binding. Gene Ontology annotation, cellular component: cytoplasm. Gene Ontology annotation, biological process: nucleoside triphosphate biosynthetic process. Bases 160 to 1494 code for a protein of 444 amino acids. The record is from RefSeq and is a predicted model, not a curated record. NCBI's taxonomy places the organism in Eukaryota, Metazoa, Arthropoda, Insecta, Hymenoptera, Braconidae. The transcript has 9 exons.
UUUAAAAAUGUUUUAUCAUUUAUCAUUGCGUCAUAAAAAUUUAUUUUUCAAUACGAAAUACGCUUUAGGUUUUAAUAAUAAUUAAAUUUAUUUUUAAUUCUUAAAGAGGAAUCGUAGAAAGAAUUCGAAAUAUUUUAAACUUCUGCAUUAUGAGAAGAAAUGAAUGCCUUGAAAAAAAAUAUUGGGUUAAGUCAUUUUUUACCCUAUCUAGAAAAACAUCGCAUUUAUGAACUAUUUAAUGAUAUUAUUACAGAACUUGUUAUCAAAAAACCGAGUGAUCAUUUGAUUUACAUAAAGAAAUGGCUAGAAAAUAAUCCAAUCUAUCAAGAUUGUCUUAAAAUUAUCUUACUAUCUCGCCCAGAUUUUGAUAAAAAAUUAUUAGCAGAGUACUUGGAAAAAAAAUUGAAUAUUCCAAUUGUGAGAUUAGAAAAUAAAUUGCAAGAUUUACUUCCCGAUGAUUUAGUUAAAAAUUUACCAACUUUAUUAGAUACUCAAGUUAAAGAUCUUCAUAAAGGCUGGAUAUUUAUUGAUUUUCCGAGGGAUAAUUUUGAAGCUCGUGUCCUUAAAAAAAUUGGUAUUUUGCCUACUCAUGUCUUUGAAAUAAUUACUUCUGAUGUAAAUCUAGAAAUAAAUUCAACUGCUACAUCAAAUGCGCAUACUAUUAAAAAUUGCAAUGACUCUGCUAAAGAAAUUAAAUUAUCUGAUUAUAAUUUACAAAUAAAUGGUCUUCGUAAUGAGUAUAAAUAUUUUUUAUACAAAAUGGAAUCUAUAGACAGAACAUAUGAAGAGAUAGGAAACACGUGUGUUUCAAUAACAAGAAGAAAAAGAUACAAUGUACCGUGUAUUUAUCGUGUACUGCUGAUAGGUCCAAGAGGAUCAGGAGUUGGAUCUGUAGCUAAAUAUCUUUCACAAAAAUACGACCUUGUAAACGUUGAUUUUAAUUAUCUGUUAGAACAAACGAAGGAACAAAAUUCGUUAUUAGGCGAAGAGUUGCGUUGUUUAGACCAUCGGGAUACGCCGCUUACAUCGGAGAUGAGAUUUAAAAUUGUGGAGAAUAAAUUGAUGAGCCAUGAGUGUAUCAAAAAAGGCUGGAUAUUGACUAAGUAUCCUUUUACUGGUGAAGAUUUUCAGCUGCUGAAUUCGCUUACGACACCUCCAAACAGGAUCAUUUUUCUUAACGUCGAUCAAGUGACAUGCAGAGAACGAUUACUGUCUCGGCAAUUUAAUAUACUUACCGGAAGCGAGCACCACUUAACGAUAGACCGUGAUUUUCGGUAUGAUUUUGUGAAAGGAUUGGCUGCUCAUCCGAAAGAUUAUAGAAGUAAAGUUGAACAGGAUCUUAAACAGUUUGAAGAAAAUAGUGAGUCGAUAUUGAAGUACGCAGGAGAAUCAGUGGAUGUUGUUGAUGCAUCACCCGAAAUAAAAAUAAUUUGUGAGAGAGUUGAUGCUUGUUUAACAAGACCGAUCAUUUGUAAGGUUCCAGCUCAUAAAUGAAUACAUAAU